AUGGAUCCGAGCAGCGCGAAUAAUCCCUUGAACGGCGCGCGCGCAACAGACUCCCCACCAAAACAACUCACCCCGUUCUCAUGUGUGGUCUGCCACAGGCGGAAGGUCAAAUGCGACAGAAAAGAGCCGUGUUCUAAUUGCGCGAAGGCGAGUGUGGAGUGUGUGUACCGUGCUCCCCCACCGCGCCGCAAAAGGGGGCUCGAGCCGAAUGGCGACGUGUCGCAACAACCCGCGAAAUCCCUCAAACGCAAUGCAGAACCUAGCAGCAGUACACCUGCUACACAUAGAUCCCCAGAUGGAGAAGAGCGGGCUGGUCCUGAGAGAAAUGGAUCCGGGAGGAUGAUUAUGAAGGAUGGCAACUCCAUCUACCUGGAAAAUAACCUAUGGACAAGUGUGAGCAACGAGCUCCCCAACGCAUCGGAUGUCUUGGGGGAUGUAUCGGACACAGGCAGCGAUGAUCUUGCCCAGGAUGUGGAUGAUGAAUACGCUAUACUUUCUCCUUCCACGACAAGAAAAGUCCUCGCAGAGCUUCAUCCAACUCCCUUGCAUAUCUUCAAGCUGUGGCAAGCAUUUCUCGAGAAUGUGAAUCCACUCACCAAGGUCAUCCAUGUACCAACCCUGCAACAACAAAUCCUGGAAGCUAUGAGUGACCUACCGAGAGCGAGUAAAGAGCUCGAAGCACUGAUGUUUGCGAUAUACUGCAUUGCGCUGGUUUCCAUGGAACAAAGCGAUGUCGAGAAGUCAUUUGGAGAAAGCAAGAAGGUUCUUCUAUCAAAAUACAAAAAAGGGGCCCAGCAGGCGUUCAAGAACGCGGCACUGCUCCGCACUUCGAGUUUAACGGUCCUUCAAGCUUUCAUGUUGUAUCUGCUGUGUAUGCGGGCAUUUUCCGAUCCCCACACAAUUUGGACUCUAUGUGGGAUUGCAACACGAAUUGCGCAGCGAAUCGGAGUCCAUCGAGACGGUUCCAACCACGGUCUAUCAGUCUUCGAGACCGAGAUGCGCCGUCGCGUUUGGUUCCAACUCAUGAUCAUAGAUGCCACUUCUGCCCAAUUUUGCGGCGUUGCUUCGAGUACCGUCCCAACUUCAAUUGACAUUCAACCCCCCAUGAAUGCAAAUGAUAGCGAUCUCGACCCCCGCAUGACAGAACCGGCCUGCGAGAAACAAGGCCCGACAGAGAUGAUCUUUGUUUUGGCUCGAAGCGGACUUGGACAGUGGUUGCGCCGUUUAUCAUCAACCGGCGUCUCAGGUGAUAAUACUGGACCAUGGGCAAAUCUAUCAUCUUCAUCGAUGCCAUUGCACGAAAAAGACAAGACCAUUGACGAACUUGAGGAAUUCAUGGAGUCGAGAUUCCUUCGAUAUUGCGACAAGUCAAUUCCACUACACAUGGUGACAAGGUUAAUGGCCCGUUCAGCUGUACACUACACCCGACUGAUGGCGCACCACCCUCGUCAAUACCGGGACCAGAACAUCCGCAUAUCUCCGGCCGAGAAAAACAUCAUUUUUGAAAGCGCCCUCAAAAUGACCAAGUAUGCCGACCACGCACAGAACAACCCAGUCGUUCGGAGAUUCUCGUGGCACACUGUGAACCAUAUGCCGUGGGACGCCAUCAUAUUCAUGCUUUCGGAGCUACGGAAUCGGACCGACCCAGAGGAGAAGAGCACCGUCUGGCAGUUGAUUGGGAAUGUCUAUUCUCAACACAUACUCGAGUCUGGUAAGAAAGCUUCUACGCCUCUUCACUUGGCCAUUGAAAGUUUGAUCAUAAAGGCCUGGAGGGCGUAUAUUGGAGAGUGUAACCUCAAACGCCGCACACCUACACCUUGUCCCACUAUUGUCGCCUCUUUGCUAGCGAAUAGACCAAAUGUUCCCGACCCGCAACCCGCCGAAAGAAUCGUUGAAUUUGAAAGUGAUGCAGAGCCACAUGCGCAGCCCAGUCACGAGUUUCCCACUUCUCACUUUGAUCCAGAGGCAGAGAAAUUCGACUUCAUGAUGGGAGACAGUCCAGUCGAUUGGAAUGAGUGGGACAACCUUCUCAAUCAGUUCCAAAGCUCCUUGGCCGAUGAUACGUUUAUGACCUGA
This is a messenger RNA of Penicillium brevicompactum, 2076 nucleotides long. RefSeq names its product putative C6 transcription factor. Bases 1 to 2076 code for a protein of 691 amino acids. Lineage: Eukaryota; Fungi; Ascomycota; Eurotiomycetes; Eurotiales; Aspergillaceae. The transcript is spliced from 4 exons. Gene Ontology annotation, biological process: DNA-templated transcription; regulation of DNA-templated transcription. The record is from RefSeq and is a predicted model, not a curated record. Gene Ontology annotation, molecular function: DNA-binding transcription factor activity, RNA polymerase II-specific; DNA binding; zinc ion binding.